AUGUCUGAAACUAUCAGUUAUGAAAAUAUUACUUUUGAUAAAAUAUUCCCCCAAUGUAGAGAUGAUUUCAAUAUAACCAUAUCUGAUUCGAAUAAUUUAAAAGAAAUGGGAAGUGAACCUUUUAAUCUCUGUAAUAGUUUUAUUGAGAAUAAUGCAUGUAAUAAAGAAAUUAAUUAUGCUAAUUUAAUUACUAUUUGUAAGGGUCUUGUUUUUUAUUUAUACCAUAUAAAAAAUAAAAAUGGAUCUAAUGAUGAUUAUAAAAAAUUAGCUUGUAAAUAUUUCAAUUACAAGUUACAAGACAUGUUAAAGAAAUAUAAAUGUAAAUAUAAUGACCCAGCAAAAGGUUACAUUGAAAUGAAACAAUAUAGAGACAACAUCACUACAAUUGAAAAUAGUUUCCUUGAUACAUGUGAUAAUGAGGUUACAUGUCUUGAAGAUAGCACAUUUAACAUAUAUAUGUAUUUUGAUCAACUAUAUUAUGCUCUAACAUUGCUAGAAAGGGGAAAUAUAUGCUCAUACUAUGAUCAAAAAUUUAUGGAAUAUGAGAAAAAAUUAAGAGAAUUUGUACCCGAGAAGAAUGAUAUUGCUACUUUACUAAAUCAUUUAAUAAGGAGAUAUAAUAGAAGCAUUCUGGAAAAUAAUUUAUGUGUUAAUAAAAUAUCUCUGACUGAAAUAUCUGUUACUCAAACACCUGUUCCUGAAAAACCUCUGUCUGAAGAACCUCGGUCUAAAGAAACUCUGCCUGCAAUAUCUCCGAUAAAAAAUGAAAAUAAUGAUAACAUAGUGAUAGAAACAAUCCAAAUAAAGCACUCAGGCUUAUCAAUGGGAAAAUGGGUAGGAAUUGUUGUUUUCUCUUCAGCAAUUUUAAUAAUGACGUUCAUUAUAUAUAAGGUUAUAUAUAUUUAUACGCGCAAUGCCUCAUUAAUACGACGGAGGGUGAAGAAAUUAAGGAAAUUGUUGAAUAUAAAAAGUGUAAAUCAUAACGAUGCAAUGACAUCAUCUGAAGAAACAUAUAAAAAUAGAAAUCAUAAUCAGUAUAAAAUAGCUUACAUUUAA
Molecule: messenger RNA, 1056 nt
Organism: Plasmodium gonderi
Lineage: Eukaryota; Apicomplexa; Aconoidasida; Haemosporida; Plasmodiidae
Product: variable surface protein
Exons: 3
Coding region: 1-1056 (351 amino acids)
Source: RefSeq, a predicted model, not a curated record